AUGCAUUGUCAACAAAAAGAGUGUUCAGCUUUCUCGUACACGGAGGUCGACAGAAGGUGUAACAUCUACUCCGGCUUCAUUUUCGAGGGGACAGAUGAUGACAUGUCCAAUUCAACCAUGUUCUUCUCUAAGACUCCAGUCCUGGGCAGCUGUCAGGAGGCCCCGCAUGGAUCUCCCUCGGGAAUCUACACCAUUACUACAGAAGGAAAAAGUCUCGCAUUGUUUUGUGAUAUGGACACUGCAGAUGGACCAUGGAUUGUGCUACAGAGACGAAUAAACGGAGAUAUUGAUUUCUAUCGUAACUGGGCAGACUACAAAAACGGUUUCGGGGAUCUACUGGGAAAUUUCUGGAUAGGUAACGACAAUCUUCACCUCCUGACAAACUCCUCGGUGAUCCUACGUGUGGAACUUGAGGCCUGGAGCGGGGUUAAAGGACAUGCCCAGUACUCACGAUUCCAGGUGGCCAAUGAAAACCAAAAUUACAGACUUUCCGUGCAGGGGUUCUCUGGUGACGUUGACCGUAAGUCUUUCCAUGUCUUCAAGUGGGUAUGA
Pecten maximus is the source of this 552-nucleotide messenger RNA. Its product is annotated as angiopoietin-4-like. The transcript is spliced from 4 exons. NCBI's taxonomy places the organism in Eukaryota, Metazoa, Mollusca, Bivalvia, Pectinida, Pectinidae. The record is from RefSeq and is a predicted model, not a curated record. The coding region runs from base 1 to 552 and encodes 183 amino acids.